GGGUUUUAUGCUCAAGAACUACGUGGGCCCGGACUGCUUGGAGGAAGGGAGAUCGAGAACCGGCUUUGUGCUCAACACCAAGAACGUCGAGUUCAAGCUCAAGAAAUACCUCGGCCCUGCGUGCGUCGAGAGCAGGCCGGGGGCUCGCAUCCGGGCGAAGCCCCUGGCAACCAAACAGCCCACCCGCGCCUGGGUGUUUGACCAGACCCUCGGCACAAUGGAGACAUGGAAUGAGCUGUGUGGCGAGACCUUUUGGAGCUUGGCAUCCAGCUCGUACGACUGGGACCCCCUGCUCUCUGGGUUGACUGGCUGCGUCGGUCCAAUCUGCCGCAAGAUGGGCACGGAGGAGGAUGCGUGCAACGUCCCAGGCUCCAAGGAAUGCGAGUUCCAUGUCAAGGACUACCUACCUCUCUACGGCUACGCGACGCAGCUUCACCUCGCCGAUGUUGCCAAGGGCCUUUCAGUGCCACAUUCCGGGCGUGAUCUCGGUCCUACAGACACUGAACCUGCAGGAGAUGAAGGCUGGGGUCGAGAGGUACCCCGACAGCCCCCUGCCGGCGUCCUCCGCCUCUUCCAUUAGCCGUCGCCCGCUCUUUGCGCCGUUCAUGGACGACCCGAUGCCGCCACCGGCGCCACCCCCGCUGCCACCGCCGUCGCCUUGUGACCAGGGCUUUGUUCCAACGUGCGAGCACGCGAAAGGCUUCGGACUCUGCCGUGUUGGGAAGGAGCCGUGCCCAGAAAGUUGCGUCGCAGAGGUGCUUCGCGUUUGCCCGGAAACGUGCGCGUUGCCCCGCAACGUCACCGAGGGGCACGGCCUCUGGAACGAAAACAGCGAGUUCAUCCCUGCCGAUUACGACACGCCCGCGCCCGAGGCUGCCAAGGCUGCAAUCUGUGCCGCAUGCAGCGACCGCCCCGGACUCAAGUGCUGCCACAACCAUCCGCACGACGACCGCCGCCGUCUGGAGACCGCCUCGAGUGGGAGCUGCGGCGCCUACAUGCCCUACGCAGCCGGUACGCCGCUGGUCCGAGCCCUGGCCGCCCACGUCGGCUCCGUGUCCGCUCUGACUGGAGGAU
This is a messenger RNA of Emiliania huxleyi CCMP1516, 1074 nucleotides long. RefSeq lists its product as hypothetical. The annotation marks the transcript as partial. Lineage: Eukaryota; Haptophyta; Isochrysidales; Noelaerhabdaceae. The transcript has 3 exons. The record is from RefSeq and is a predicted model, not a curated record.